Messenger RNA from Antechinus flavipes (yellow-footed antechinus), 1005 nucleotides. RefSeq lists its product as uncharacterized. The record is from RefSeq and is a predicted model, not a curated record. The coding region runs from base 1 to 1005 and encodes 334 amino acids. The transcript is spliced from 2 exons. NCBI's taxonomy places the organism in Eukaryota, Metazoa, Chordata, Mammalia, Dasyuromorphia, Dasyuridae.
AUGAUAAAUGCUCAUUCGGCCUACCUCAUGCUGUGGUUGGGAGGCAAGAACUUUGACAUCCUUAAAGUAGAGAAAGGAGAGGAGGGUGAGCCUUCUAGGGAUGGGGAACCACCAGUGAAAAGGGAUGGGGAACCACCCGUGAAAAGGGAUGGGGAACCACCAGUGAAAAGGGACGGGGAACCACCAGUGAAAAGAGACAAGGAACCACCAGUGAAAAGGGAUGGGGAACCACCAGUGAAAAGGGACGGGGAACCACCAGUGAAAAGGGAUGGGGAACCACCAGUGAAAAGGGACGGGGAACCACCAGUGAAAAGGGACGGGGAACCACCAGUGAAAAGGGAUGGGGAACCACCAGUGAAAAGGGACGGGGAACCACCAGUGAAAAGGGACGGGGAACCACCAGUGAAAAGGGAUGGGGAACCACCAGUGAAAAGGGAUAGGGAACCACCAGUGAAAAGGGAUGGGGAACCACCAGUGAAAAGGGAUAGGGAACCACCAGUGAAAAGGGACGGGGAACCACCAGUGAAAAGGGAUAGGGAACCACCAGUGAAAAGGGAUGGGGAACCACCAGUGAAAAGGGACGGGGAAUCACCAGUGAAAAGGGGUGGGGAACCACCAGUGAAAAGGGAUGGGGAACCACCAGUGAAAAGGGAUGGGGAACCACCAGUGAAAAGGGAUAGGGAGCCACCAGUGAAAAGGGACGAGGAACCACCAGUGAAAAGGGACAGGGAACCACCAGUGAAAAGGGACGGGGAACCACCAGUGAAAAGGGAUAGGGAACCACUAAUGAAAAGGGGUGGGGAACCACCAGUGAAAAGGGAUGGGGAACCACCAGUGAAAAGGGACGAGGAACCACCAGUGAAAAGGGAUAGGGAGCCACCAGUGAAAAGGGACGAGGAACCACCAGUGAAAAGGGACAGGGAACCACCAGUGAAAAGGGAUGGGGAACCACCAGUGAAAAGGGACGGGGAACCACCAGUGAAAAGGAAUGGAGUUGGCCAGUGA